Kockovaella imperatae is the source of this 812-nucleotide messenger RNA. RefSeq lists its product as hypothetical. The transcript has a single exon. Gene Ontology annotation, biological process: protein secretion. NCBI's taxonomy places the organism in Eukaryota, Fungi, Basidiomycota, Tremellomycetes, Tremellales, Cuniculitremaceae. Bases 336 to 584 code for a protein of 82 amino acids. The record is from RefSeq and is a predicted model, not a curated record.
GUGUUCCGCGGAAAAAAAUGCCGCUCACUGCUCCGAAUAUAAAUCCUCCUGGCCAACGUUCAUUGCCUCUCUCAUCGCCAACCUCUAUCCUGGCGUAGCAGUGUAGACGUCGGACGUGAAGACGGUCAUAUCCGUCUGGACCUCAAGCAGGAUUCUGAGCCUGCUGGUCUCGUCGAACCCGAGGUCCAAGGCUCCAUCACAAGGAUCGCAGAUCAAAACUAAAUUUAGGAGGUUCAUCAUCGACUUGGACGAAAUCUGAGUACCCAUUUUCCAGUUCGAUCUCCACAAUCACUGCACCGAGCCGCCUUAACCCCAUCCCCGGAUACUUAGCCACCAUGCCGCGCGUAUACCUCCUCUCUCGGACUCUGGACCCGCUCUUUGGGGUAUUUUCCGGUCUGCUAGCCUAUCACCUAUCCGAAUCUCACCCUCGAUCCAACAUUCCUCCUGGUCAUACACUCAGGGAGCUCGUACCGUGGCAAUUCAACCGCUGGCGAGCUGCAAGACAUGCGGGCUCAGAAGGGGAGGAAGAGAUGUUUGAGCGGACCUUGAGAGAAUUGCAAGAGGACAAGGUGGUUGCGAAAUAGGCCUCUCGUGAAGGACUCGACUUGUGACGAAUUUUCAGAUUUGGGCGGUCGGCGUGUCGAGCCUUGGGAGAUGCGCAAGAAGCAUCACGACAUGAAAGAAACCACGCUUUGGGCUUUGAACGAUCGCGAAUAUGGUUAUACAUGGCAUGCCGAUGACCUCUGUUUCUAGGCUGCGGGCUUCAUUCCUAAACCCCGGACCCUUACACCCUUUUGGAUCGAUGGACCCCA